Molecule: messenger RNA, 1115 nt
Organism: Oryza brachyantha (malo sina)
Lineage: Eukaryota; Viridiplantae; Streptophyta; Magnoliopsida; Poales; Poaceae
Product: 54S ribosomal protein L24, mitochondrial
Exons: 3
Coding region: 94-708 (204 amino acids)
Cellular component (GO): mitochondrial large ribosomal subunit
Molecular function (GO): structural constituent of ribosome
Source: RefSeq, a predicted model, not a curated record
AUUCCCAGCCCUCACCAAAACCUCCCCGAGCAACCGGCCGCCGCCGCCGCCGCCCGUCGUAGGAGGAGGAGGAGGAGGAGGCGGGGGAGGAAGAUGUCGUUCCGCGCGCGGGAGAUGUACAAGAAGGUGGUGCGCCGUGUGGGCGGCGAGGGGAAGCUGCCGGCGGAGCUGAUGGAGUCGGUGAAGAACAUGCUGCCCGACAGCAAGGUCGUCAUGGGCAGGGCCAAGCGCGGCAUCUACGCCGGCCGCCACAUCCAGUUCGGCAACAAGGUCUCCGAGGACGGCGGGAACAAGUCAAGGCGAACAUGGAAACCAAAUGUUCAGGAGAAGCGUCUUUUUAGCUAUAUCCAUGACCGGCACAUUAAAGUCAAGGUAACCACACAUGCGCUUCGGUGCAUUGACAAAGCUGGUGGGAUAGAUGAAUACCUCCUGAAGACACCUUACAACAAAAUGGAUACUGAGAUGGGGAUUGUCUGGAAGGCAAAGAUUGAGAAGAUGUAUUCACAGCUAGCUCAAAUGGAGGUUGGCUUCUUCCCUCCUGAGGAAGAGGCUAAGAUUGAACAAGGUUUUGAGGAGGUUAGAGCUGCCAAGAGAGAACACCGUAGGGAAGCAAGAAAAGCUUUGGCUAAACAGACUCAACUAGAAGCAGGUAACGCUGGUCCUGAGCAAACAGCUGGAGCUUCUUCUGAUGUUGCAGUGAAGUCUUAGUCUGGACAUGUCUGCUCGUCGUCAUUGGGGGCUUUUGUUGUCCAAAGUUACAAGUUGGAAGUUGGCAUAAUCUUGCAGGUGAAAAGGAGAAACAUUGAGUGCCGCUGAACAAAUAAUGGAACAUUUUUAUUUCAUAUAAAGCAGGGCGCAUAUCCUGAAAGUCAGUUAAUCUCUUUUUGCUGGGAGCAGCAGUGUAUUGUAAGCUGAAGUCUAAUACUUGUCUAUCAGCAUGUUGGUGUUGUAAGAAGCUGCAUAUUAACUGGAAAUUUUGUACAAUUACUGAAUACUCUAGCGUCAGAGUUCAGAUAAUUUUCUUGUAGAAUUUUGCAUCUUCUGCUACUGCCCAUUCAAGUUGAAUAUUGAAAUAAUCUAUGCCUGACUUGACACAUAGUAAUAUUCAAAAUUCU